AUGAAGCUAGGAAGAAGACAUGACGACAUCCAACUGCUAUCCGAACACUUGGGUGUGGACACAGAGCUUAAUAUCAAUCCACCUGUAGGUUGCAGUGUCAGACUGAGCCCAGAAGUGCUUGCGUUUCUUGCGGACGAAAGCGUGGACACCUUCGAACUUCUGCAACAAGCUGCAGUGCAUGUGCUAUUCGUAGACGAUACCCUCCCUUUGAGAAAUUACUUCAUCUCGUCCUCGCAUAAUACCUAUCUUGUUUCAUGGCAAAUCUUCGGGCGUGCUUCUGCUGAGGCCUACACCCAUGUGCUUUCAAGGAACGCACGAUGCAUUGAGAUAGACGUCUGGUCCUCGUCCAAAGGUCCGGUCGUUACUCACGGCUAUACCCUCAGUCGAAGUGUGCCCUUUUCGUCCGUUUGCGAGGCCAUCGGUGCCGCAGUUACUGCAGGCGGCAAAGAAGACACUCCGUCCGAUGUUGGAAACGGUAAUGUAAACGACUGGCCAGUAUUCGUAAGCCUCGAGUGCCACGUUCCCGUGGAGAAACAGGACGAGAUCGUGGAAAUUAUGAAGAAAGCGUGGGGUAGGAAGCUCGGGGAUAUGGUUUCUCCCCGUGAUUUGAAGGGACGCAUUGUGCUUAUGGUAGAAUACUAUCCUGACGAUAUUCGGAGCGACACAUCUGGGAUGGCGCCAUCUUGCGGGACUCCAAUUCUUUCUGACUACGACCACUCUUCGUAUGAUGCAAACUCGCAACUCGUGAGUCCACAUCGACACGCCAAGAUCGCAGAAUCACUUGCAGACCUUGGGUUCUAUGCGCGAAGCAUGAAACCCGAUAAGGGUUGGGAACACACAGAUUUUCCUGACCCACCAUACCCUCCAAACCUAAUGCUAAAUGUCGACGAGACAUCAAUUGUCUCUCUGAUGCCUCAGAAGCUUUCAGAUCUCGUAAUCAGCGCCGAGUGCUACCUUCGCCGAGUUUAUCCGUCUGGUUUGAGACUGAACUCGAGCAACCUGGACCCACUCAAAGAAUGGCAGAAUGGAACCCAGAUAGCGUGUCUUAAUUGGCAACAUUACGAUGAGGAAAUGCAACUUAACGAAGGACUGUUUGCAGGCACUAUGGGUUAUGUCGUUAAGCCGUCACAGGAACUGACGCAAGGCUCGCGGAACAUAUAUUUCACUGGAGAAAUCAUAGGUGUUAGUUCCUUACCUCUACCAGAGCGCCACGAAACCUUUUCGGCAUACAUUUCUGUUGAGUUACUCCAGGUAACAGGCCAACAGAGCUGGCGCACAGCUAAGGUGGAGUCCAGCGGUGUCGGGGGCGUGAUAGAUUUUACAUGGAGAGAAAGCUUCGAAUGGCAAUUCAGCGCGGAUGAAUUUACCUUCCUGAGAUUGCGGGUCUAUCGGUCUGAUGAAUUUGGGCCGCACGAGUGUCUUGCAAUCUUUUGUGGUCGGAUCAGUCAGCUCCGACCAGGAUGGAAGAUAAUACGACUAUUGAAUACGAAGGGUAAACACGCGGGUGCAACUGUGUUAUGCCGCUUCGCAGUAACCGGUGCUGGGGCCUUAGAGGCCUGAGGGACUAUAUGAAGAAUAUUCAUAUCGAUCUGAGCAUACGGUACGGAAUAUACAACACAUGUAAAGUAUGGGUAUGGGAGAACUUAAGAUUCAUCAAUUGA
This is a messenger RNA of Pisolithus orientalis, 1661 nucleotides long. RefSeq names its product PLC-like phosphodiesterase. The record is from RefSeq and is a predicted model, not a curated record. NCBI's taxonomy places the organism in Eukaryota, Fungi, Basidiomycota, Agaricomycetes, Boletales, Pisolithaceae. The coding region runs from base 1 to 1560 and encodes 519 amino acids. The transcript is spliced from 9 exons. Gene Ontology annotation, molecular function: phosphatidylinositol-4,5-bisphosphate phospholipase C activity. Gene Ontology annotation, biological process: phosphatidylinositol-mediated signaling; lipid metabolic process.